AUGACAAGGCAGCAAAUCAAAAAUGCUGCUAAAAUCGUGAAAAGGAACUGUAUGAACAAGAAUAAUGUUACGGAAGAUUUGAUUGGUGACAUAGAAAAAGGCAAGUUUAUUGAAGAGAGACCUGUCAUGUGCUACAUCGCCUGCGUUUAUAAGACAACACAAAUCGUCAAAAACAAUAAAAUAAAUUACGAGGCAUCCUUGAAACAAGUACAAAUUAAUUAUCCUGAUGAUAUGAAGCAAGGUAUGCUGAUUUCCAUAGAGAAUUGUAAAGGACUGCUUAAAAAAUACAAGGACCUGUGCGAGUCAGCUUAUUGGACAGCGAAAUGUAUUUAUGAAGAUAAUCCCAAGAAUUUCUUGUUUCCAUAA
Molecule: messenger RNA, 366 nt
Organism: Pieris macdunnoughi
Lineage: Eukaryota; Metazoa; Arthropoda; Insecta; Lepidoptera; Pieridae
Source: the annotation of a GenBank genome assembly